AUGGAAUCGGGUCUUCCCGCAACUUUCCGCGUAGGCGCUACGGCACUCAUCACGGGAGCUGCUUCAGGUAUCGGACUUGCCACAGCGCAACGAUGCUAUUCACACGGAAUGAACCUGGUGCUUGUCGACAACAAUGCCGCAGCCCUUUCGCAAGCAACAGCGAAGUUCCCUUCCGACGGACGCAACACCACCACAAGUCAUAUUCUCGACGUCUCAUCAUUCGACGCAUGGCGACAGUUGGUUCCUAAAGUCGAAUCCCAAUUCCCAGACGGUAUUGAUUUCCUAAUGCUCAAUGCCGGCGCUGGUAUAAGUCCGGCUGGGGAUAAGGGGGUGUGGGAAGAUCCGACAUACUUCGAGAGGACUUUUGCAAUCAACACGAUGGGCUAUACGAAUGGUAUCGUUGCCCUCCUCAACACGGUUACCCGGAACAAGGAUGUCGCCCGGGCUAUUGUGAUGACUGGAUCCAAGCAAGGAAUCACGAAUCCUCCCAGUAACCCUGCAUACAAUGCCUCCAAAGCUGCUGUACGGUCUAUUGCCGAGCAUUUGUCAUUCGAUGUAGAUAAAACUGCUCCGAAUGUCAGUGUCCACCUGUUGAUUCCUGGAUGGACUUAUACUGGUUUCAGCGCUGGACACUUCAAGGAGAAGCCGGCGGGUGCGUGGACUUCUGAGCAGGUGGUUGAUUUCAUGAUGCAGAAAAUGGCGGAGAAAAAGUUUUAUAUUUUGUGUCCGGAUAAUGAGGUUUCAGAGGAGAUUGAUCGAAAGCGGAUUUUGUGGACCACUGGGGAUAUACUGGAGAGCCGACCCCCGUUGUCUCGUUGGAGGGAGGAGUGGAAAGAAGAAGCUAAGCGUGAGACUGAAGUUUAA
Molecule: messenger RNA, 864 nt
Organism: Penicillium hordei
Lineage: Eukaryota; Fungi; Ascomycota; Eurotiomycetes; Eurotiales; Aspergillaceae
Product: SDR family NAD(P)-dependent oxidoreductase
Exons: 1
Coding region: 1-864 (287 amino acids)
Cellular component (GO): intracellular anatomical structure
Molecular function (GO): oxidoreductase activity, acting on NAD(P)H, oxygen as acceptor
Source: RefSeq, a predicted model, not a curated record